Messenger RNA from Aphis gossypii (cotton aphid), 6710 nucleotides. RefSeq names its product muscarinic acetylcholine receptor DM1 (gene mAChR-A). Gene Ontology annotation, biological process: chemical synaptic transmission; adenylate cyclase-inhibiting G protein-coupled acetylcholine receptor signaling pathway; G protein-coupled receptor signaling pathway, coupled to cyclic nucleotide second messenger. Gene Ontology annotation, cellular component: plasma membrane; synapse; dendrite. Bases 629 to 2413 code for a protein of 594 amino acids. The transcript has 6 exons. Gene Ontology annotation, molecular function: G protein-coupled serotonin receptor activity; G protein-coupled acetylcholine receptor activity. The record is from RefSeq and is a predicted model, not a curated record. Lineage: Eukaryota; Metazoa; Arthropoda; Insecta; Hemiptera; Aphididae.
AGAAUAAAGUCCGUGCCGGUAACCGUGGUAUAAGUACGGUGACUACGGUUCAUAUAGGGUUUAUGGUAUUCUGUGAACGGAAAUCAGCAAUCUUUUUCGCGGCCAUCGUGCAUUUUUUCCUCCACGCCCGUCGAGUGGUUUUUGCAUAUAGUCGUCCGUCUUCCGCGAGUGUGUAUUAAUAAUGGUGUGCAGAGUGGUUCAAAUAGUCCAAUGAAUUCCAGUGGAAUAAGUUGUAUACCUACGUAUAUUUGUAAGCCUAAUUUCCGGUCAGGUAAAACGCUUCGCUUAUUUUCCGAGGAUUACGAGCAAAGUGCGGUUCGUCAAGGUAAAGCUCCGUAUCCACUACACCGGGCAGAAACGAAAACACGUAGCGGUGGCGGAGGAGGAGGCGGUGGUGGCGGCGGCGGCGUCGGAGGCGGUGUUGACGGCGGCGGCGGCGUCGGUGGUGAAUACGACUACUGCUGCGACGACGACGACGACGACGGCAGCAGCUGCUACGGCGGCGUCGAUAGUGGCGGCGGAAGUAGCGGAAACGAUGGUGGCGGCGACGUGGACGGCCAUGGCCACUGCGGUUAGUGCCUAGCCCGCUGUGGAGAGACAUCAUGGAGACGAGAAUGGCGGCCGCGUAAUGAACGCGCUCGCGGCUCGGGCGGCGUUGUCUGCACUGUACACCGCGUCCACGUCGUCCUCACUCGAGGCGGCGGGAGCCCAUGCGUGGACGACGGUGGCGUCGGCGGCAGCCGCGGCCGUCGUCUCGAACGGCACCGCCGCCGGUGGUUCGGCCAACGGCGGACCGCUGCAGCCCAGGUUCACGCUGUCGCAGACGGUGUUCAUCGCGCUCGUGUCCGGCAUGCUCAGCUUCGUCACCGUGUCCGGCAACAUAAUGGUCAUGGUGUCGUUCAAGAUCGACAAGCAGCUGCAGAACAUCAGCAACUACUUCCUGUUCAGCCUGGCCAUGGCCGACUUCUUCAUCGGGCUCAUAUCCAUGCCGCUGUUCACCGUGUACACCAUACUGGGGUACUGGCCGUUCGGCCGGCACGUGUGCGACGGCUGGCUGGCGCUCGACUACUUGGCCAGCAACGCUUCCGUGCUCAACUUGCUGCUGAUCAGCUUCGACAGGUACCUGUCCGUCACCAGGCCGCUGACGUACAGGGCCAAGCGGACCAAAGGCAAAGCGUUGAUGUUCAUAUCGGCUGCCUGGAUCAUUUCGCUCGGCUUAUGGCCACCAUGGAUUUAUCUGUGGCCGAUCAUAGAAGGUCGUCGGACCGUGCCCGAAAUUCAGUGUUAUAUACAGUUCAUACUGACCAAUCAGUACAUUACUUUUGGUACGGCCAUUGCUGCUUUUUACGUACCGGUAACAGUGAUGUGUUUUCUGUAUUUCCGUAUAUACAGAGAGACAAAAAAGAGACAAAAAGACUUGCCGAAUCUGCAAGCCAUGAAUAAAGCACACAACGAUCAUCAACACGAGGAAACGUGGUGUCGCAUACGGUCCGAGUCGAAUCAAGCGAAUUCAUUGGAUCGGCGGGAAUUGUAUGAAACCAGUUCAUUGCGCAAAGCGUACUCUCAGUGUUCAUUGAAAGCGAGGCGCCUGCUGACGUGGUCGUGGCUGCGCGAUUGGUGCGUGGACUGGUGGCACUCAGGCCGCGACGACGAUUACGAUGAGGAAGACGACCAGACGCCCAGCGACGUGCCGGGGGGCAUAAGCUACGGUACUACCGUGUCCAGGUCGACGUCGUUGAACGUGAUACAUCAACAGCAGCCCACAACGCCGACGCCGAUAAAAUCGUAUCACGCGGUCAACAAUAACAACCGACUGACCCGCCGAUCUUUGUCCAGCGAUUCGGUGUACACGAUCGUGAUAAAGUUGCCGGGCGACAGCGACCUGCAAGACGCGCCGACAGUGAGACAGUAUCACGGGUGUUACGAGGAGACGCGCGCGGCAAACUGCAGGAUGACACCGUCGCAGCCGGACGUCCGGCUGCCGCUGAUGAAGAUCGUGCAUCAGAAGCAGCUGAACAACCCCAGGGCGCAGGGAGCCGCGCUCCAGGCGAAGGAAAAAAAGAAGAAAAAAUUCCAGGAGAAGAAGAGCGAACGGAAGGCGGCCAAAACGCUGUCGGCCAUACUGCUGACGUUCAUCAUCACGUGGACGCCCUACAACAUACUGGUGCUGCUGAAACCGUUCACGGCGCCCACGGGGGGUGACGACGGGGCCGGCGGCGGCCACGAGGUCGACAGCAACAAGGAGUGGGUGACGAAGGGCAUGUGGGACUUUUUCUAUUACCUAUGCUACAUCAACAGCACCAUCAACCCGGUGUGCUACGCCCUGUGCAACGCCACUUUCCGCAUGACCUACGUCCGGAUACUCAAGUGCAAGUGGAACACUCGCAGGCAGCCGCCGCACUUCCGUGCGUGAUGACCGACCUGCACCGACCGGCCGCGGUUACCGCGCAUAUAUGUUUAUAUAAUAUAUUACUUAUAUAUAUAUAUAUAUAAACACACACUGUUGUUUUCGGGUUUUUUCUCGUAAAGUGGCCCUUCCCCCCCUACCCUCCGACAAACGGGAGGCCUGUCGUACGAUUGAGCACACGUUGAUUAUGUAUAUAUACCAAUGGAAUGGCUGCCAAUACCGGAAAAACAAUAAUAUUCAUAAUAUAUGAUUUAGUACAAUUUCGUUAACAACGUUCGUUCCCAUUGUGUUAAUUUUUUUUGAAAAUUACCGAUGUACAUUAUAAUAUACCGGAACCAUAUAAUAUGAAAAAAAGAAUUAUUUGAAUAUUUGAAAACACGAAACAAAAAUAUUUUGAAAGUCCGAUAAUCGAUGAAUUUCAAAUAAAUCAAUAAUUCAUUCAUUUUCAACGUUUACUAGACGUGUAUUUGGCCACGGUGAACAUAUUAUAUCACAUAAAUUUCCAAUAUGUUGAGAGUAUGAUUUUAUUGAGUACCUACUUGAGUCAUUUAUAGUUUUCGUUUCAAUAAUUUUGGUUGUAUUAUGAAUAAAAAAAAUGCGUGUUAAAUUGUACAUACGUAACACUUAAAAAGUAGCUUGAAAAUAAAAGUGUGCUUAAUCGUAUUUUACCCGUGUGAGGUUACAUUACGGAUUUGCCUCAUUUACCGUGGGGGUAUAUUAUACUUAUUAUAUUAUUAUGAGGGGGCAACCUCAAACUACCAUGUGCUGAAAAAUUGUCAGAAAACUUGUCAGUAUAGUGUAUUUCUUUGGUACUGUAGGGUGUGCAGCAGAAAGAAACGAGGGAGCAAGUGGGCCACGAGAUAAAAAAUACAAAAACUUUUAGAAAAAAAAACUAAAAAUAAAAUUAAUAUAAUGAUUUUAAGACUGUUCGCGGGAUCCACAUGGUUAUCCCGGCACAAGUGUGUAUUUUAUAAAUUUAAUAUACCUAUGUAGGCAAACGUGCGUUUAACAUUUAGCGUUAAUAUAUAUAUUUCUAUAUAUUAUAUAUUAUAUUUAUAGGUGAAAUGUACAUGGAAAUCAGUGGCGUACUAUACGAGGAGGGCUCUAAUGAAGCAGACGAGACUGGCUCCAUAGCACUUUUUAAUUCUCUGUGUAGGUACUUUCCCGAUACUUGCAAUUUAACGAUAAGGAAUAAUCAUCUUUAUAAAUACUAUAUUUCAUAAUAUAUUAAAACAUUAUUUAUAAAAAUAAAAUUACCUAUUAUCUAAAGUAUCGUUUCAAUAAAAUAUCAUCAUUAUCAUCAGUGCUUAUACUCUUGUCAAAAUCUAAGUACGCCACUGACUGUAAACGCGCGCGACCUUGUUUGUAUCGCUUUUCGCAGGCCCAUAUCCAUAAUAUAAUAAUAGUAAUAUAGUUAUAACAUUAUUAAUAGUAAUAACGAUAAUAGUAAUAAUAAUAAUCACGAACAAUAACGAUUGAAUAGGGACAUCAUAAAAGUUAUUCGAAAGAUAAUUCGAACAAUUCGUCUGCGAAGAAGCGUGUACGGGAAUUCAGCUAAAAUAUAUUUUGAGAACGUGUUCGAUAUCAUCAUUAUCAUCACUAUCAUUAUACAUCAUAGUAAAUAUAUGUUUGAAUAUUAAUUAUUUAGUGAUAUUUAUUAUUAAUGUACUGUCAGAGAAUGGAUGAGAUUUUGUUUUUUGAUUUUUUUAAAACAGUAAAAUGAACAUCUUGACUGAAAAAUUAAUUUUUUUAUUUUAUGCUAAAAAUUCAUUCACUUCAAUAUUAAAUUACAUUCAAACACGAUAAAUGUGAUUUACCAAUAUUAAAAUAUUAUAAUACAGAAUUUAGUGUCGUGUACAUUUAAUAUAGCGGGAACUUAUUAUUAAAUAACCAUCAUAAUAGUAUUCAUUUCAUAGUAUCAUCACUGACAGCGGGAAAAAAAUAAAUAGUAUUAAGUAUUGCAAAAAUAAAUUAAAUAUUUGUUUUUAUUUCAUAAGUAAAUGGUUAUAAUAUCUCUAACUCCAAUAUAUGUAACAAAAUUUCAAAUAGCCAAUCGGCAUAAGUUUAUUGUAUAUGAUAUUAGUUUGUAAGUAUAUUAGCUUUUAAACGGAAAGAAGGAAGUAAAAAAAGUUUCUUUUAUAAACCACAUCUAUUGAUUAUAAAUUAAAAUUUUAAAAUAUAUCUGUUAUUUUAAUUUUGACAAAAUUGUGCAAAAUGUUCAAUAGUUUUUGGGAAAAAUGUACAGGGAGAAAAUAACAAUCGGUAUAGGUUAACACGGCCUUAAUAUUUUCAAAGCUGAAUUUUAUAAGAACAUUUUACCUGUAAAAAAAUUAACAAUGUUUGCAAACAAAACUAUUUAAUGAUUAAUUUGUGUAUAUUUUUGUGAAGCUUAUAAUUUUUUAUUCAUUGUACUGAAUUCUAAUGAAAAGUACUAAGUAUAUCUGGUUAAAUGAACAAUUCAAAAGUUUUCGGAAAUAAAUCCAACAUCUUGCAAACAUUUAUUCUCAUAUUCAUGUAUAAGAUGAUUUACAAAGUAAGUUUACACUCAUUUUUUUGAAGUUCAGAUUUUUGGAACUAUAUUUAAGGACCAUAUUUAAAAAAAAUAUUUUAUAUUAAAAUCAAUGUUUAAACGAGUAGUUCUUAAGUUAUUUAACUUAGUGUAGGUACUAAUUAAUAAAGAUAGUUGGUUCAUUCGAUAGUUUAUAGGUUAGGUCUAUAAUGAUAUUUUUAACAUUUUUGUAAUUAAUAUUAUUUAUCUAUUAACACUAGUAAUUUGUAAAAAUAAAUACUAGAUACAGCAUUACACAUAUUGUAUAUAUUUUCGAAACCAUUUUUAAGGACUAUUAUCCCCAUAGUACCUACAAGUGUAGAAGUAUAUAUAUUUUAUUCUAAUUAAAAAACUACUAAUUCAAAUUUUAACUCAGAUAUAUCAAAAUUUGUAAUAAAAUCAUUUACAAUCUGCAGUGAAAAAUGUUGGAUACUUUAAAAAAAAAAAGUUUGUACCAUCGUAGGACACUACUUAAAUAAUAUUUAUAAAAAAUCUAAAUAGACGAAAAUAAUGUCCUUAAAUAUAAUAAUUUGAUUUAUUGAUUAAUUAAUACAAAUAAUUUUUAAUUAUUAAUAACUUUAUAAUUUCAGGAUAAAUGAGAGUAAGCAUGCUUGGUGAAUCAUCCUGUAUACUGUAUAUAUUAUAAUAUUAUAUAAGUUUACAGAUCGACAAAAGUCAAUUUUUACGAUCAAGUUUUCAGAUUUUUAAUGAAACAUAUUUUCUAGUGUAGAUAAUAGGUAUGCAUAAUAUAAAUUAUCAUCUGUAAAUAUACGUAUAAUAAGAUAUUCAGGUUGAAGUUUUCCAUGGUAGUGUUUUCUAUUAUCGGUUGCUGUCUAACCUCGUUACCGAUGGAUUUUUUAGUAGGAAUAACGUAAACAUACUUGAAGGAAUGAUCUCAUGUAUAAAAGUGAAAGUUUUGGGGGUAAAACCAAUAUGGGGUAAUUUCUUUAUGUUUUAGGCCUGUACAUAAAUAUGUUCCUAAAAGCAGGGACCAAAAAAUGGGUCGACAAACACUUAUUAUAUUAUGUACAAGAGGAAUUGUCCAAGGUGACAAAAUAAUUUUUUUUUUUUAUAAUUUAACUCUUGUACAAAGCAGCUUUAUGAAGAGGAGGGCAAUGUGUACCAAGGUUAUUUUCAAUAAUGGAAUAUAAAUAUAAAAACAUUUAUCAUUAUCUUAGAUAUGCCCUGUAAUUCCUAAUAACUGCCGUGAACAAUUUUAACAAUUUGAAAUGUUUACAUUUUAAGAUUCAAUCGAAAUGUAAUGUAUUUAUGUAACUGCCCAAAUAAAAAAUUAUUAGUUAUUACAUUACUUACAUUACAUACAAUUAAAAAUGGAAAUUUUAUCGAAUUUUUCUUUUUAUAUUAUACCAUACAACUACCAUAAUAUAAAUUAAAUGACCAGAUUGAACACCUAUUUGCCUACAUAGAAGUUAUUUAGUACCUACCAUAAUAUUAUGUCAUCUGACGCAUGAUGAGUUAUGAUUUGUUAUAUAAAUAUGAUUUACAAUUUAUAUGUAUAAUAUAAAUUGAAUGUGAAUUUAAUAAAAUCUAAUCAACGAUAUUAAAAUAUACUAUAAUUUAAAAGCUAUUCUAUUUCAAAGUACUUAUACUGUUAUAAAUAAUUAUAAACAACAUGUACUUUUAAAUAAAAUAAUUUUUUUUAUUAGUUUGAUAUUCUUAAGAACCGUGUAUAAAUUAUAUUAUUCAUAAAAUUUGUACUAUUGUAAAAAAAAAAAUAAAUGAAAACAAAACAAA